AUGGCUCCUCAGCCAGCUGCCCAGCCUGAAAGUUGGUACACCUGGUACCAAGGGUGGGUCCUUUCGUUCAACCAAUUCCUCACCAACAUACGAUAUCUCGGACACGGGGGUCUGCGCACGAACCGCUAUUGGAUCUGGAAAGAGAAUCAGCAGAAGGCCCAGGCCCAAAUCUGGGACGACCCGCGGGGAUACUAUUUCUGUAAUAUCGUGGCUGUUAGUCCCGAGGCGCAAGGGAAGGGGAUUGGGAAACUUCUAUUUGAGACGGUUACGAAGCAAGCGGAUCAGGAGGGCAUUAAGUGUUACUUGGAGAGCUCGAAAAAUGUGCCUAAUGUGCAGAUCUAUGAGGGGAUGGGGUUUGAGAUGAGUCGGGAGAUGGAGUGUCGUGACGGAGAUGAUGCUUGCAUGUUGGACUUUACUAAUUUCCUCCGCGCGGCUGUUCCUACAGCUCUAUUGUAUGACGAGAAAUCCCCAAACCAAGUGAUGCUCGCGGUUGGGAUUCGGAAAUUUGCGUAA
Penicillium manginii is the source of this 513-nucleotide messenger RNA. RefSeq names its product GNAT family N-acetyltransferase. The transcript has 2 exons. NCBI's taxonomy places the organism in Eukaryota, Fungi, Ascomycota, Eurotiomycetes, Eurotiales, Aspergillaceae. Gene Ontology annotation, molecular function: acyltransferase activity, transferring groups other than amino-acyl groups. Bases 1 to 513 code for a protein of 170 amino acids. The record is from RefSeq and is a predicted model, not a curated record.